UAUUCAUUGAUUUCCGAUUUGAAUUGCUUCUCAUGUUUUAAAACCAUUUUAUUAUUUAUUCAAUUUUUACGGUUAUCUAUACUUUUGACAUAUUUUUUAAUAUAACGCUUCAAUUGAGUUGAGCUGAAGAGUGGUUUUUCACAUAAUUUGCCAAUAAUUUCAUGGUUUCAUAGUUAUGUCACUCGAAGACCCGUUUUUCGUCGUCAAAGAAGAGGUAUUGAAGGCACUGACCAAAUGUCGCGAUAACUUCGAGCGAUGGACCGACUUCUUGGACGACCCCAACAGCUCAUCCAAGGAGGAGAUGGACUUCACCACAACGGAGCUGAGGAAUGGUCUGCGAAGUAUUGAAUGGGAUUUGGAGGACUUGGAGGAGACGGUGGACAUCGUGGAGAAGAAUCACCGGAAGUUUAAAUUAGACGAACAGGAGGUCAGCAACAGAAGGAAAUUCAUUCAUCAGACCAAAGAUGAAGUGAAGUUCAUGAGAGAGAAGCUCUUCGACAGCAAAAACAAAGACAAGAAGUCUUCCUCGUCUUUACGUCAGAGUCAGUCGCCCUCGACAUCCAAUCCGACGAAAUACACGCGUCUCGACAACAGCUUCGACUUGAGUCCCAACAGAGCUAACGGUUCCGAUUCUGUGGGCAUUACCGUCGAUGACGGCAAUCACCUUCAAUACCAUCAGCAGAUGAUAUUACAGACUCAGGACGACUCGCUUGACAAACUCAGGAAUAGUGUGGGAAAUCUGAAGUCGAUUAGUCGACAGAUCGGCACAGAAGUGGACGAACACGCGGUAAUGCUGGAUGAGAUGGGCCAUGAAAUCGAGAUAACAGACUCCAGAUUAGACACAACCCUCAAAAAAGUAGCCCGAGUUCUGCACCUCUCGAACGACCGGCGCCAAUGGGUGGCAAUAGGUUUAUUAAUUUUCGUUAUUCUCAUUAUCUUCUUAGUGGUUAUCACUUAAGUGGAAGUCAUUGUUGUUUGUAUUGUAUAUCGAUUUAAUCGCAUUUAAACAACGAUUCUUAUGUCCAUAUAUUGAUAUUUUACGACCAAUUUCUUAUAUACUGUAAAUUUCUUAUUUACUUUUAUUUAAUGAGUCGUUAAAAACGAUUGAUUUACACCUUAAGAGAUAACAAAAACAAAACUACUUUUAGAUUAUUUACACACAGGUUAAGGAUAUUUCCAUUACUUUACCUCCAAAUGUAUUUUUAUAUGAAACUACGGUACUGUACCGGUACUUCCAUAUUUAUCAGAGUCAUUCCAAUCAACGGCUUAUUAGACUACAGUAUAAUUUAGUUUUUAACAUAAACUAUUUUUAAAAUCCUUUUUAUUUUUGAACUGUCGUAUAAAUUGUACAAAUGUUAACAUUUAACAAGAAUAAUAAUAGACCAGAG
Molecule: messenger RNA, 1388 nt
Organism: Oppiella nova
Lineage: Eukaryota; Metazoa; Arthropoda; Arachnida; Sarcoptiformes; Oppiidae
Source: the annotation of a GenBank genome assembly